CUAAUACAUCAUCAAGACAAACCAAGGAAUCUGAAAAACAAACAAUAUACUUGUCAUUUAACUUAGCAAGAAGAUGGUUUUUGGCAAAAACACGACACAAAUCCAUCCACUUCUCAAUUGAAAAAAGUACACCUAUAGGGUAAACAACCCUCACUAGUCACCACCUACUUACAAAACCAGCCACACACAAGGCCAGCAAGGGUGCCAAAAAAACUCAAGGAAGGGCAACAAACAACCACCCAAGAUUAAAAAAAAAAAAAUAAUAAAAAAAAAAAAAAAAAAAAAAAACUACUGUAAAAGCCAACCAAAUUUAAUAAAAUCAAACUUUAAUUAACAAAGCAAAGUAGAACGAUAGAACCUUUGAUCUAACAAAUUUACUUUUCACUCAAUACCAUCAUCAAAUCACCUCCCCAAAAUUUCAUUAACGAUCUUUUCAGAUUAUUUGACAUUUCCUCAAACAAAGGUGGAAGAGAGAGAAAUUGUGUUGUGAAGAAAGAGAGCAGAAACAAUGAUCGGAGUAGGGAAGAUCAAGCAAUACUCAAAUGUUCUCGACAAACCCUUAAGCAAGGGAAAACAAGAGGUUAGCUUAAGUGCUUUUGCGUUCUUGUUUUCGGAGCUUGUACAAUAUAAUCAGACUCAGGUUGAUAAUAUUGCCGAACUCGAACGAAGGCUAGAAGAUGCUGGCUAUUCUGUUGGAGCACGAGUUCUUGAACUUCUUUGCCAUAGGGAUAAGGGUAACAGAAGGGAGACACGCUUGCUUGGUAUUCUAUCUUUUGUACACAGCACUGUGUGGAAGGUGUUGUUUGGAAAGGUUGCUGAUUCACUUGAAAAGGGCACUGAACAUGAAGAUGAAUAUAUGAUCAGUGAGAAAGAGCUCCUUGUGAACAGGUUUAUAUCAAUACCAAAAGAUAUGGGAACUUUCAACUGUGGUGCAUUUGUUGCUGGAAUAGUGCGGGGUGUCUUGGAUAGUGCAGGUUUUCCAGCUGUUGUGACUGCUCAUUUUGUUCCAGUGGAGGGGCAGUUGCGGCCAAGGACGACCAUAUUGAUAAAGUUUGCUGAAGAGGUGCUUAGAAGGGAAGCAAGAUUAGGUUGAUUUCUGUUAAGGUUACAGGUUAAGGGGCAGGUGAAGUAUCCUGUCCAGUUGAUCCAUCUUCUCUAUAAGUCGCAUGCGUAGUUGGCUUCCUAGUGUUUCAAGGAGGUUUACAUUCUUUUCAUUGCACUCCUGAUGUUUAAGCAGAAGCAUAUUUAGUUUUCUUACUACAUCUAGUGCAAUAUGUUUUUCAUGGAAGACCUCAUCUGUAGGCAGAUUAAUGGAUUGUCAUUUGUCAGAGUAGCUUCUGUUUUUGAGAAGCUAUUUAAGGGAUGAUACAUUUGGCAAAAGUUGACUGUAAUUUACGACGUAACAGAAAUUUGGUUAUUAUGUCAAAUAGAACAUAUUUGACAACAGGGCUAUAUGGAGAGAAGAAUGAAGUGUUGUGCAUCUUUAAAUGGAAAGUGAGGGAGGCUUUGUUGCUCAUCUUUAUUUUGCAGUACAUAUUGCUUAGGAACAAUUCCAGAUGGAAAUUGGUUCAUCUGGUUCAAGUUUGUAUCGUAUUUGGUCAAAUCAGAUAUAUUGUCGAGUAGUUUAGUCUUUUUGA
Chenopodium quinoa (quinoa) is the source of this 1637-nucleotide messenger RNA. Its product is annotated as trafficking protein particle complex subunit 5-like. NCBI's taxonomy places the organism in Eukaryota, Viridiplantae, Streptophyta, Magnoliopsida, Caryophyllales, Amaranthaceae. The record is from RefSeq and is a predicted model, not a curated record. The transcript has 8 exons. Gene Ontology annotation, cellular component: TRAPPIII protein complex; TRAPPI protein complex; TRAPPII protein complex. The coding region runs from base 509 to 1093 and encodes 194 amino acids. Gene Ontology annotation, biological process: endoplasmic reticulum to Golgi vesicle-mediated transport.